CUUAAUAAAAUAAAAAAAACAAUGUCUGAUCGGUACCAGUUAUGGGGCGGAUGUUUCCAAGAAGAGCCUUCGGACGUCCUUCGUCGGCUAAACGACUCCUUAUGCGUGGACGUGCGGCUUUAUCAACAAGACAUCCGGGGAAGCAUAGCUUGGGCCCGCGAACUCAAUCGCUGUGGCUAUAUCACUGAUAAUGAUUAUGAAGCUAUUUACCAAGGUUUAAAAAAGGUAGAAACGGAAAUAUCCGAAGAGUUGUGUAAGAAUGGUCGUCUAAGCGAUGCGGAGGAAGACAUCCAUUCGGUGGUGGAGCGGCGGCUGUGGACGCACGCCGGGGAGGCUGCGCUGCGUCUGCACACUGCACGCAGCCGCAACGACCAAUCCGCCACAAACACCAAGCUCUGGAUGAUGGAUAAUUUAACAAACUUAAUUAGUGAAAUCAAAAAACUUAUAAUGGUAUUAAAAGACCGUGCUGAAAAUGAAAUAGACAUUAUAAUUCCUGGUUAUACACAUUUGCAACGCGCUCAGCCUAUCCGUUGGAGCCAUUUUUUGUUGAGUUAUGCAUGGAUGCUACGUGACGACGUGCUGAGGUUAGAGGAGCAGCAGUGUCGGCUGUCGCGGUGUCCCCUCGGCAGCGGCGCGCUGGCAGGCUGCGCUCUGGACAUAGACCGCGAGAGAUUGGCUCGCAGUCUGGGCUUCGAGUGCGUCACACCUAACUCUUUGUUCGCAGUUGGCUCGAGGGAUCAUAUACUGGAAUUCCUCAACUGGUCAUCGAUGUGUGGCAUGCAUCUAAGCAGAUUAGCGGAAGAUUUGAUUCUAUACGGCAGCCAAGAGUUUAACUUGGUUAAGUUCGCCGACCAAUUCUCUACGGGCUCUAGUCUUAUGCCACAAAAACGUAACCCUGACGGUUUGGAGCUCAUAAGAGGUGCAGCUGGUGUUUUACUCGGCGACGCCAUCGCUUUCAGCUGCGUGCUAAAGGGUCUGCCAAGCACUUAUAAUAAAGACUUGCAGUCCGAUAAAGAGAUCAUGUUCAGAUCGUAUGACAAGUUGCUGGAUUGUUUUAAAGUUGUCACUGGAACUAUAACUACAAUGAAGGUUAACGCGGCAAGAGGUGAAGCGUUGUUAGAAUCUGGCAUGCUGGCAACGGACAUGGCACACGCGCUAGUCCGGCGGGGAGUACCGUUCAGACGUGCCCACCAUCUCGUCGGCGCUGUGCUGCAGCGGGCCGCAGAGCUCGCUGUUGACCUUAGAGAAAUGCCCCAUGAAGAAUAUAUAGCUAUUUGCCCUGAAUUUGGAAGUAAAGCGGAUAUUGAGAAGCUGUUCUCUUGGGAAGCGAGCGUAGAACAAUAUGUUAGCACAGGAGGAACUGCAAAAGCAGCAGUAAAGCAGCAAAUAACGCAAUUAAAAGAAUGGUUAAAAUAAUAUGAAGAACCAUUUUGUAAGCCAUAAUAAGAUGAAAUUUUGUU
Papilio machaon (common yellow swallowtail) is the source of this 1460-nucleotide messenger RNA. It is a transcript of the gene Argl, whose product is annotated as argininosuccinate lyase. Gene Ontology annotation, molecular function: argininosuccinate lyase activity. The transcript has 8 exons. Lineage: Eukaryota; Metazoa; Arthropoda; Insecta; Lepidoptera; Papilionidae. The coding region runs from base 22 to 1416 and encodes 464 amino acids. Gene Ontology annotation, cellular component: cytosol. The record is from RefSeq and is a predicted model, not a curated record.